This is a messenger RNA of Psylliodes chrysocephalus, 1049 nucleotides long. The record is from the annotation of a GenBank genome assembly. NCBI's taxonomy places the organism in Eukaryota, Metazoa, Arthropoda, Insecta, Coleoptera, Chrysomelidae.
ACCUUGAAGGUUCGCCUACUAAAUAUUCAGGAGGAAGAUAAGCUAACGACAUCGUCAACUGGCUGUUGAAAAAAACCGAUCCACCGGCCAAAGACGUUUCUUCCGUAGACGCUGCCAAAGAGUUUAUCGAUGCCAAUAACGUCGUCGUCCUAGGUUUCUUAAAGAUCAAACCACCGAAGCCGCCAAGGCUUUCUUGGACAUUCCGUCCGGGAUCACCGAUGACGAGCCAAUUUUCAAAAAGUACGAUGCUAAAGAUGAUUCCGUAGUUUUGUUCAAAAAGUUCAACGGAGGUAUAGUCGUCUACGAUGGCAAACCGGACGAAGUCGAAUUCAGGAAAUUCGUUCAAUCCAACGCUCUUCCGCUUCUCGUCGAAUUCAACCACGAUACCGCUCAAAAUAUUUUCGGCAUGGAAAUCAAGAGCCAGAUCCGUCGUCAAACCGUACAAAGAAAAGGUCCUGUUCAUCACCAUCGACGCCGAAGAGGAGUACCUUCAAAUAAUCCUCGAAUUCUUCGGCAUGAGCAAGAAGGAAGUACCGGCCGCGCGUUUGAUCAAUUGGAAGAGGACAUGGCCAAGUACAAGCCGUCUACUGAUGAUUGGACGCGCAAGAACCUCAAGCAGUUCGUUGACGAUUUCUUGGAAGUCAAAUUGAAGGAACACCUUUUGAGCCAAGAGUUGCCCGAGGAUUGGGACAAGGAAGAUGUUAAGGUGCUGGUCGCCACCAAUUUCGAUACCGUCGCAUUGGACACCAAGAAAAACGUUCUGGUCGAGUUCUACGCGUCCUGGUGCGGCCAUUGCAAGCAACUCGUUCCCAUCUACGACAAAGAGACAACGCCGACGUCAUCAUAGCCAAAAUAGACGCGACCGUCAACGAGUUGGAGCACACCAAAGUCCCGAGCUUCCCCACCAUAAAAUUGUACACCAAGGGCGAGAACCAGGCUAUUGAAUACACUAUAAUACUCUUGACAGACUACUAUAUGAAGAGUAUAAAAAUUAGUCUGUUUUUUAACCUCUUCAUUUUUUAUGUAUGUUUAGCGAUUAUUCUUUAACA